Drechmeria coniospora is the source of this 2865-nucleotide messenger RNA. RefSeq names its product cleavage and polyadenylylation specificity factor. Lineage: Eukaryota; Fungi; Ascomycota; Sordariomycetes; Hypocreales; Ophiocordycipitaceae. Gene Ontology annotation, biological process: mRNA 3'-end processing by stem-loop binding and cleavage. Gene Ontology annotation, molecular function: RNA binding. Bases 1 to 2865 code for a protein of 954 amino acids. The record is from RefSeq and is a predicted model, not a curated record. Gene Ontology annotation, cellular component: mRNA cleavage and polyadenylation specificity factor complex. The transcript has 2 exons.
AUGUUCACUUUCUGCCCGCUCCAGGGCGCCCUCUCGGAGUCGACGGCGUCCCAGUCCCUGCUCGAGCUCGACGGAGGCGUAAAGCUGCUGGUCGACCUGGGCUGGGACGAGUCCUUUGACGUGGAGAAGCUCAAGGAGCUGGAGAGACAAGUGCCAACCCUCUCCCUCAUCCUCCUGACGCACGCGACGACGUCGCAUCUCGCCGCCUACGUUCACUGUUGCAAGAACAUCCCGCUCUUCACCCGCAUCCCCGCCUACGCGACGCGACCCGUCAUCGAUCUCGGCCGCUCCCUCAGCCAAGACCUCUACUCGUCCACGCCCGCCGCCUCGACGACGAUCCGCCCGAGCUCGCUCUCGGAGGUGGCCUACGCCUACUCGCAGACCGCCGUCGCGGCACGGAACCUCCUCCUCGAGGCCCCCACGCCCGACGAGAUUGCCCGAUACUUUUCGCUCAUCCAGCCUUUGAAAUACUCGCAGCCGCAUCAGCCGCUUCCCUCGCCCUUUUCCCCGCCUCUGAACGGGCUCACCAUCACCGCCUACAAUUCCGGUCACACGCUGGGCGGCACGAUAUGGCACAUCCAGCACGGGCUCGAGUCCAUCGUCUACGCCGUGGACUGGAACCAGGCGCGGGAGAACGUCUUUGCCGGCGCCGCUUGGCUCGGCGGCGCCGGCGGAGGUGGUGCCGAGGUGAUUGAGCAGCUGCACAAGCCUACCGCCCUGAUCUGCAGCAGUCGCGGCGCGCGAAGAGGCGCGCUCCCGGGCGGCCGCCACAAGCGGGACGAGCAGCUACUCGACAUGAUCAGGGCCUGCGUCUCCAAAGGAGGCACCGUCCUGAUCCCCGUCGAUUCGAGCGCCCGGGUCUUGGAGCUGUCCUAUCUCCUCGAGCAUGCCUGGAGGACGGAGUCGUCGUCGCGGGAUGGCGUCUUGAAAUCCGCCAAGCUCUACCUGGCCGGUCGAAACAUGUCGAGCACGAUGCGAUACGCCAGAAGCAUGCUCGAGUGGAUGGACAGCAACAUCGUGCACGAGUUUGAAGCCUUCUCCGAGGUCCAGCGAAAGGUCAACGGCGCCCACGACAAGAAGGACGGCGGCCCGUUUGAUUUCAAGCACCUUCGGCUCCUCGAGCGCAGAGCCCAGAUCGCCAAGCUGCUGAGUCACGCCGCCGACAGCGCCGAACCGGGCGGACGCGUCAUCUUGGCGAGCGACACGAGCAUGCAGUGGGGGUUCUCCAACCAGCUGCUCAGAGGCCUCGCCCAGGACGCGAGGAACCUGGUGAUCCUGACCGACCGGCCCAGCCUCGCGAGGCCAGGCACCCCCUCGGUCGCCCGCACGUUGUGGGAGUGGUGGAAGGAGCGGCGGGACGGGGUGUCGGUCGAGCAGACGGCCGGCGGCGAUCAGCUCGAGCUCGUGUACUGCGGCGGUCGCGCGCUCGACGUGCGGCAUGCCCGCCGCGAGCCUCUGGACGGCGACGAGCUUGCCCUGUACCAGCAGUGGCUCGCCACUCAGAGGCAGCUCCAAGCCACUCAGCAAGCGAGCGGCGCGGCCGCGCUGGAAGUCGCCGCCGACGUCGACGACGCGUCCUCGGAGGAAUCGUCCGACUCGGAGGACGAGGACGGUCGGCAGCAAGGCAAGGCCUUGACCGUCGCCGCCACCAUGGGCCAGGCCGGCCGCAAGAACUUGGUGCUCAAGGAUGAGGACCUCGGCAUCAACGUUCUCGUCAAGAAGCGGGCCGUCUACGAUUGGGAUUCGCGCGGCAAGAAGGGGCGGGAGAGGUCCUUUCCCAUCGCCAUCCGGAGGAAGCGAAAGGACGACUUUGGCGAGAUGAUCCGGCCGGAAGACUACCUCCGAGCCGAGGAGAAGGAGGAGGACGGCGGCGACGGCGGCAACGUGGUGGCCGAGGACGCGAAGCUCGGCAAGAAACGCAAGUGGCAUGACUCUUCCAAGAAUCCAUCCGGCCCCAAGGGGCGCGCGCAGCCCGGCAAGGGCCAACCGCGCGACGAGCCGGACGGGGCCGCGGCCGCGGCUUCGGAUGGACUCGAGCAGGAUGACCUGGACAAGGCCGAGGAUACCGAGGCCGAGGAACCGGUCGGUCCGUCCAAGAUCGUCUACGGCUCGGAGCCUGCCACGGUCAACCUCCGCGUCGGAUUCGUCGACUUCAGCGGCCUGCACGACAAGCGAAGCUUGGACAUGCUCAUACCCCUGAUCCAGCCGCGCAAGCUCAUCCUCGUCGGCGGCGAUCGGGAGGAGACGAUGGCGCUUGCGGCCGACUGCCGGACCGCCUUGGGCAUGGAGGGCGACAAGAGCGUCGAUGUGUACACGCCCGAGGUCGGCACCUGGGUCGACGCGAGUGUCGAUACCAACGCCUGGGUCGUCAAGCUCGCGGACCCGCUCGUGGAGAAGCUCAAGUGGCAGAACGUGCGCGGGCUGAGCAUCGUGACCAUCAGCGGCCAGCUGCUCGCCAGCCGCGACGGCGACUCGGCGGAAAAGCACGAGGACGAGUCCCCUUCGAAGCGGCAGAAGACGGAGACGACGGCAAGCGUCGCUCUGACAUCCGAUGUCGGCCACCUCCCCGUCCUCGGCGUCGUGCCCUCGAAUCUUCUGGCGGCCGCCCGAACGGCCGCACGACCGCUGCACGUUGGCGACCUGCGGCUUGCGGACCUGCGGCGGGCGAUGCAGGCCGCCGGAUACGGGGCCGAGUUUCGAGGCGAAGGCACGCUCGUCGUCGACGGAACGGUCUCGGUGCGCAAAACGGCCGAGGGGCGAGUAGAGGUGGAAAGCGUCGGGAACCCGUUGCAGGGGCGGCGAAGUGCCGUGUACGAGGUUAAGAGGGCCAUCUACCAGGGAUUGGCCAUCGUGGCAGGGGCAUAA